This is a messenger RNA of Cokeromyces recurvatus, 1783 nucleotides long. Its product is annotated as major facilitator superfamily domain-containing protein. The transcript has 2 exons. The record is from RefSeq and is a predicted model, not a curated record. The coding region runs from base 105 to 1511 and encodes 468 amino acids. Lineage: Eukaryota; Fungi; Mucoromycota; Mucoromycetes; Mucorales; Mucoraceae.
UUUUUUUUCUUUUUUCUUUUUAUUAUUAUUAUACAUAUUUUCUUUUUCUUUUUCUUUUUCUCUUUCAAAUAAAUAAAUAUAUAUACAUUUAAUAUACAUAUUUAAUGGGUUUUAAAUUACCUUUUCGUUACAGUGAUCCUAACUUUCAAGUCUUUUUAGUUGGAUUUAUCUGCUUUUGCUGUCCUGGUAUGUUUAAUGCCUUGAACGGUAUGGGUGGUGCUGGUCAAGCUGAUCCAAAGACUACAAAUGAUGCAAAUACAGCUUUGGCUGUAACAUUUACGAUUUGUUCCUUAAUUGGUGCACCUGUAUAUAAUAUUUUUGGUCAUCGUAUUCUUUUACCUGCAGGUUUAGCUUAUGUACUUUAUGUCGGUUCUUAUCUUACUCCAAAUGCUGCAUUUACAAUUGCUACAGGAGCUAUUUUAGGUAUUGGCGCUGGUUUCUUAUGGACAGCUCAAGCAGGUAUUAUGAUGUCCUAUCCUGAUGAAAAAGAUAAAGGGAAAGCAUUUUCAAUCUUUUGGAUGGUCUUCAAUCUAGGUGCGACCGUGGGUGCUGCUAUCCCUCUUGGUAAUAAUUGGAAUAAUAGUGAAAAUACAGUCAAGAUAGGCACUUAUAUUGGUUUUAUGUGUAUUAUGGGUUUUGGUGCUCUCUUAUCUCUUGUCUUGUUACCUGCUAGUAAAGUCAUUCGUCCUAAUGGUUCUCCUGUCUCUCUUCAUAAAUUCUCUAAUUGGCGUCGUGAAGCAAUCGAGGUCUUUAAACUCUUUAAGGAUUGGAAAAUGAUCUGUUUAAUUCCUCUCUUUGCUGGUUCUAACUGGUUUUACACGUAUCAAUUCCAAGUCUAUAAUGGUGGGGGUUACUUUGAUCUUCGCGCGAGAUCUAUUAAUAAUCUUAUCUAUUGGCUUUGUCAAAUCUUGGGAGCUGGUAUCUUGGGUUGGUUACUUGAUUGGAGUCGUCUUGGUAAUCGUCGUUUACGUGCUAUUCUUGGUAAUACCUUUAUCCUGCUCGUCCUUGUCGCUUCCUGGAUUGGUGCUAUCUUUGUUCAAAAAAACUUUACUUAUGACAGUGUCAAGGUGCCUGGAUAUGUUCAGACCACUGUCUAUUCAGAGGGUUAUGCUGGUUAUUGUAUCUUGUUUGCUGUCUUUGGUUUAGUAGAUGCCUUCUACCAAGGUUUUAUUUAUUGGUUAUUAGGUACCAUGACUAAUGAUACAGAAAGAGCCGCUCGUUAUGGUGGUUUCUACAAGACAAUUCAAAAUGCUGCUGCUGCUAUUGCUGCUCAAGUGGAUGCCAUUCAUGUACCCUUUAUGACUCAAAUCUAUAUCAAUUUAGCCAUUGAAGGUUGUGGCUUGAUCUUGGCUUAUCUUGUUUGUAUCAAGGUGCCUAAUGUUACUGUAGAACAAGUAGAUAAUCUUAUAGACGGAAGUGCACCUGAACUCUUGGUGGGUGGUCAAGUUGAGUCACUUGAAGAUGGUAAUGAAAUAAAGAAGGAAAUUAAGAUUGAAGAAAAGGAAUAUUAAAAGAAAAGAAGAAGAAGAAAAAAUAGUUACCAUUUCUUUCAUUCUUUCAUUCAUUCAUUCAUUCUUUCUUUCUUUCCCAUUAUUUCUUUAUUACGUAUAACAUGUAAUUAUAUAUAUCUAUUAUUUUACCUAUGCUAUUGUCAAAUAAAUUUAUUUGAAUUACCCAAUGAUUAAUAAUUAUAAUAAUAAAUAAAUAAACCACUUUAUUUUAAUAAGCAUGACUUGUUUCUUACAAAGCAUCCUAAUUAUACAUUGUAUUUAAAACAAUAAAA